Molecule: messenger RNA, 1186 nt
Organism: Xyrauchen texanus (razorback sucker)
Lineage: Eukaryota; Metazoa; Chordata; Actinopteri; Cypriniformes; Catostomidae
Product: myosin, light chain 1, alkali; skeletal, fast-like
Exons: 6
Coding region: 83-658 (191 amino acids)
Cellular component (GO): myosin II complex; contractile muscle fiber
Molecular function (GO): calcium ion binding
Source: RefSeq, a predicted model, not a curated record
CUUGAGAACGCUGAGUAUCCUCCAAGCUGUGAUCCACUCCCUCUGUUGACUCUCCUCCGGUGGACAAAUAGACUAUUGAAAAAUGGCACCUAAGAAGGACGCAAAGAAGCCCGAUCCCCCAAAGAAGGCAGAGGCCGCACCUGCUCCAGCGCCCGAGCCCGAAGCCCCACCUAAACCCGCCGCAGUAGAUCUGUCUGCCGUGAAGGUUGAUUUCAGCCAGGACCAGAUGGAAGAUUACAAGGAGGCUUUUGGACUUUUCGACAGAGUUGGUGACAACAAGGUGGCCUACAACCAGAUUGCUGAUAUUAUGCGUGCAUUGGGACAGAACCCAACAAACAAAGAGGUGGCAAAUAUCCUGGGCAACCCCAGUAUUGAUGACAUGGCAAACAAGAGAGUCGACUUCGAGGGUUUCCUGCCCAUGCUGCAGUUUGUGAUCAACAGCCCAAACAAGGCAUCGUUUGAGGACUAUGUUGAGGGUCUGCGUGUAUUUGAUAAGGAAGGCAACGGAACAGUAAUGGGUGCUGAGCUGCGUAUUGUCUUGUCAACACUGGGUGAGAAAAUGAAUGAAGCCGAGAUUGAUGCUCUCAUGAUAGGCCAGGAGGAUGAAAAUGGCAGUGUGAACUUUGAGGCUUUCAUCAAACACAUCAUGUCUGUUUAAGAAGAGUUUUGAGGAAACUGAAGCAUUUCUCCAGAUUCCAUGAUGACAGGACAUCCACGCAAUGUUUCCAACACCAACUCAGACAUGGAUAAAAGGAGUAUUGAAUGUCAGUCAUAAACAUUUCUUUAGUUUUUUUUUUGUUAUUCCUAUUUUUUGUCCACUUGAAUCCUAUUUAUUUUGUUAAUUCUUGGAAGUCAUUUAUAUUUUUCAAGCAAAGGCGUUUUGUUUUUGUUCGAGCUGGGAUAAGCAUCUCCAUAGCAGAACAUUUGUGAGGGAUGGUGUGUUAGUUGGAGGCAUCAUAACUACACAUAAAAAACAGAAAUCCCCCCACUUGAUCCCUCACUGCCUGGAUCGCAAAUUUAAAGGUGCUAAAUCUACUGCCAUAAAUGGACUGGCUGCAUAUCUUAAUAAAUUAAGACUAAAUUAAGACUCUAGGGGAAAGGGGUAAGGAAGACCCCUUUCCCUAGAGCCUUAAUUUAUUUUUUGCCUCUGUCAAUUCUCAUAAUAAACUUUUCACAAAGUGCCAAC